UCUUAGAAGCAUGCUUCAGGGGAGCACCACCAGCACCUUGUAAAGUUGACAAUUAUAUUGUUAUGGGGAUAUUGUCUCACAUUCCUACCGCCAAAAGGACCAACUGUAUAGACAAGCUGUAAACAAUUUCACGCAUUGCUUGUUUAGGCGAGAAGAGAACAUUCUUUCACAGUGGCGCUCCUCCCUCGUGAUUCGACACUCCGCCACGAUCUUCGACUGACUUGUGAGUACUGCGGCUCUGAAAACGAGUUCGGGUUCCAGAAAACAACAUGGCAGACGAUUUGACCAUUCAAACUGGCGGAAAAGACGGAGGAAUUGUGAUCAACGAUGACUGGCCAGGUUACAGUUUAGAGCUUUUUAACUAUCCAAAACACUAUUCUGGAGAUCUAGAGUGUGUUUACAUCCCACAUGGUGUCAUCAUGGACAGGACAGAACGGCUUGCCCGUAACAUAAUGGGUGACCUGGGCGACCAUGACAUUGUGGUGCUAUGUGUUCUGAAAGCCGGGUACCAGUUCUGUGCUGACUUGGUGGAGAGGAUCAAAGCACUGAGUCGUAACUCAGACCACACUCUGCCUAUGAGUGUCAACUUCAUCCGCCUCAAGAGUUAUGUGAAUGAUCAGUCCACAGAGGAUCUCCACAUCGUUGGAGCAGAAGACCUCUCUUUCCUGACUGGAAAGAACGUCCUAAUCGUAGAGGCAAUUGUAGACACAGGCAAGACAAUGAAGACUCUCCUAAAACAUGUGGAGGCUUUCAGGCCCAAGAUGAUCAAAGUAGCAGGUUUGCUGGUGAAGAGAGUGCCAAACAGUUCAGGAUGUCUCCCAGAUUAUGUUGGUUUUGAGAUACCCAAUCGUUUUGUAGUUGGAUAUGCCUUGGACUACAAUGAGUAUUUCAGAGACCUCAAUCAUAUCUGUGUGAUCAGUGAAAGCGGGAAGCUGAAAUACAAGGUCUAAGAAGUGAUGUUUAUAGGAUUCUGCAGAGGAAAUGUUUCCACAAGAAGCUUGGACACUUCCCAUGAGAGGCCAUGCAGUAACAACGGUUUUCAAACCCAAAGACCCUCACUCUCGCUCUUUGCUGGUUGACACACCUCAGGGCCUACCCAUAGACCAUUGGACUCGUUGCAUAAUAAUUAGAACCUCCAUAGUUAUUUUUAUAACAAAGCUGUGAACCUGUGAUGUACUGUUACAAUGUUCAUGAAACCUGUCUGUGUUGAUGAAAAAUAUAUAAUGAACAGACAUUGUUAUGUAGAAUUUGUAGCCCUCAAUGUUUCAGUUUAGUGACAUUUGUUUAUCUCAACUUACUGCUACUGUAUUUUGUGGGACACAUUUGGCCCAUGUAAAGGUGGGCACCGUCCAGUAGAUUAAAAUAAAAAAUAUACAAUAACAAUUAUAAUGUUUUAUCGUCACAUACAUCGGAUAGGGGCAGCGAAAUGUGCUGUUUUACAGGGGUCAGCCAUAGUACUGCGCCCCUGGUGCAAAUUCCUUAAGUUCCUUGCUGAAGGGCACAUUGACCAAUGCCAUUUGUUCUUAUGAAUUCCUACUGUCCAUUUAAUUCAAAUUCAGCUGCUUUUCUGAUAAAAGGGAAUUGCACUGUAUUGUGAGGAGAAUGUAUUUCAACCUCCAUUGGUCAUCUCAUUAAUUAUUUAAUAAACUUAAAUGAACCUAUGCUGUAUAACAGGG
Molecule: messenger RNA, 1676 nt
Organism: Oncorhynchus kisutch (coho salmon)
Lineage: Eukaryota; Metazoa; Chordata; Actinopteri; Salmoniformes; Salmonidae
Product: hypoxanthine-guanine phosphoribosyltransferase
Exons: 10
Coding region: 270-950 (226 amino acids)
Biological process (GO): guanine salvage; hypoxanthine metabolic process; purine ribonucleoside salvage
Cellular component (GO): cytosol
Molecular function (GO): hypoxanthine phosphoribosyltransferase activity; magnesium ion binding
Source: RefSeq, a predicted model, not a curated record